AUGCGAAAGCGGUAUUAUGAUAUCGGGCGUAGGGACUUAUACGGCCUGUAUGCGUAUGCAUAUGCAUACGCCACCGCUCUUUUCGUGCUGAUCGCGGCACUGGCUACCGGCCAACAGCAGCCUCCGAACGUAUCCAAAAGUGUCUUUGUCGGGGGCGCGCAGAACCAGGAUCCGUUGGCGGUACUGACAUCGAUUCCUCCUCCUUCUGGGAAGGAAGCCCCACGCGCGUCUGCCUUGGAUUUGAAGAUAUUUGCUGAGGAUCCAGACUGGGCCGCCAAGGUGGAAGACUUCAUGGUCGGGGAGGGAGAGGACCAGCACGGUAUCGAGAGCGCCUUGGAUCAAGUGCGCCAUGUGUCCUGGGCCGCAGGCCGAACAUUGCGACGUAAACUUGUUGUGCUACUUGCUUUCGCACAGGAUGCGCGAUCCGACAGGCUGGCUAAAGCGGUUUUGGCAGCGUCGAGGCAUACCACCAAUGCAGACCUUGUGCUCGUCGCUGAUGGGUUCGAACUGGACAUGGCGACAAGAGAAACGGUGAGGGGCGUGCUUGCCAAUGGAGGAUGGAAAAGUUUCACUGCGAUCGAGGUGACAGAAUUCGAAGGCUUUUCUUCUGCCAUCAACCGAGCCAUGAAGACCGCAUCUGGGAACUCAGUGGUGGCCGUGUUGCCCACGUCAUUCCUGUUGCUCCCCACCACCGCCAACGGGCCCUCCGCUCCACCGACCUUGAACCGGAAAAACAAUCGUGGAAGCGUCAACAACGAUAUCGGUGGCGGGGGGAUAGCAAGCGACAUUUUUGUUGCCUAUGAACGACUCCGGGCAACCACACUCCCCCCACGGAAGGGAUUGAACUCGACGAUUUCCGGUACUCCGUCGCCUCGGGGAGAUACAGGAGAGUCCGAUAUUCGCGUUGACGGCAGGGAAAAAUGUGCCGACACGGAGGGGGGGCGGUAUGACGAGUAUGGUCGGGUCCACCACCACAGCAACAUCGGAGACAAGGGCAAAGGCUUGCUUGUCACUGCAUCACUCUCACGGGAAAGGCAAAGGCUAGAUGAUCAGGACGUCCCAACCGCAUUAGAUGAAGACGGUCCCAGAAGGGUACCUGCAGUAGAGGAAGAGGCGAAACAUGCACAGGACUGGAGCGAGGAAGUCAACGACUCAGGGCGGGCAUACUCAACAGCGGGUUCGUUGCGGGCACCGUCACCACCACGGCAACCACCGGGUAUGAGGCUGAGCGACGUGGCGCCCUUGCCUCUUCUCGUGUUCGAUACCGAAACCUUCUUGGCCCUCGGGGAGCUCGACGAACGUUUUGCCUUUCAGGGCGGUGUCGCCGAGUGGAUCAAUAGAGCGAAACUGGGGAGCACCCACGGCGGUACCAGAAAAAAUGCUCUGAGCGAUGACUACGGUGGCCAAACUUCUUGCCGGCGACACCACAGGUCAAGUGCCAGGACGCAUGCAACAAAGGGUGGUGGAGGCUCUACUGGAUGCUCCAGUUCUGACGGCGCUGUGCAACAUGUGCACGAUUAUGAUUGGGGCAUACAGUAUGUCGUGUCUUGGCCUGAGGAUGAUAUGGGUUUUGACGAAGCUAAGCAACCAAGAGGUUCCACCGACCAGUUCUUGAAAGAUGCAGGCCAUGCCAGGGGGGAUCCACUUAGCAAUGGUGUGCAACGGGUUGGAGUUGAGAAAAAUACUCUUCAGCGUCAAGGUGGUGGCGAGGACGAAUUUCGCAGGCGGGAUGGCUUUGAAGAUCCGCACGCAACCGGCGAGGUCGUAAUUGACCAAUGGCAUGGAUUACCUCCCGCGAAACUGGAGGACUUGGUUCAAUCCGAUGCCGACUUGUUUUUCUUGCCACUGCUGCUGUGGGAGCCAUCUUCAGAGGCGGUACCCAACGGCGAAAAGGACCCCAAGGAACUCUGCCUUUCUUUCCACUCGGAGUGGAUGGGGAGAUCUCCGAACGAACGUCUGGCGCGCGAGGCUCUGGACAGACGGAAACGAUUCCCCGUGGCGGUGGUCGUCGUCGUGCACGACGACAUUUCCCUGAUGCGCGCCGUUCUGGAAGAGGUUGCGGCAGUGGUGGAGCACAUCCUAGUCGUCGUGAGCGUGAGGCCAUGGCACGGGUCUGCCACGGACGUUUCUCCUACCUUGAGAAUGCUGGAAUGCAUGCUUCAGGAUGCCGACUCUCCCACUCGCGGCAAGCUUCGGGUCGAGGUCGGAUCCUGGGCCACAGAACGCGAGCAACGAGAGUACGGAAAUGCUAUAAUCAAGGAAGAUAUCAGGAACUUCUCCAGGGUUGUAGUCCUGGACACGGACGAGUUCUGGCAUCCUGUGGAACUUGCAAAGGCUCUAGCGCUAGCCGCGCAACAGCACAAAGCGGUGCUCGCUCAAGCGGAAAUGGACACGUAUUGGGCGAGCGUGAGGUCGGUGGUAUCUCCGCCGGAGAAGCUGCAAGCUCUUUGGCUGGUUGACCCUCGCCGUUGUGUGUGGACCCAAUAUCGAGAGGUUAUUUGUGACAUCGAGUUGGGGGAAGAGCACCACACCGCUUUGCGCCUACAGAGAGACGAUGCGGUGCUUCAUCACUUGAGCUACGUUAGGGUGGAAGAAGACAUACGACGAAAAAUGGCAACAUUUUCGCACGCCGGAGAGGAACAGAGUGGAUGGUACGAGAGAAGCUGGCUUGGCUGGGCGGCCAACAACUCACUGACAGAUCUCCAUCCUGUGAUUCCUGUGGCUUAUAAGCGGGUCGUGCCACAGCCCUUGUUUCGACUUACUCCGGCCCUGCGCGCCCUCCACCUGGACGCGAAGAAGGGCAGAGAAAGUAUCGGUACCUUCAACGCUCCGGACGAGCGCUGCACUACGCCUUCGCCAGAUGGGGCAGCUGCGGUGGCGGGUAGCGCCAACCCCGCCAGCGUGUCGAGGGUCCGGGGAGGCGUUCAUCGGGCCGAGAACGAGCUUCUGGAUGGAUUUUUGGACGGGACGGUAGAUCGCUUCGAAGAUAGUAUUAAAGGAAAAGCCUACUCGGAGUCGGGUAGGCAGCCUAGCAUCAGCGCUGGUGAGGGCGCAGAUCACAACAUCAAUGGUGGAAACGGCCGUGAGGAUGAUAGCAGUAGGAAAGGAUUUCGCCAAGGUGUACGGGGAUGCGAGACAACAGUGUUCGAGGAGUGGACCGAACGGCAGCGUACGAUGUGCCUUAUCCCUAACACCGGGAGGAUGGUAUCUCAAUAA
Molecule: messenger RNA, 3216 nt
Organism: Ectocarpus siliculosus
Lineage: Eukaryota; Phaeophyceae; Ectocarpales; Ectocarpaceae
Source: the annotation of a GenBank genome assembly